UUAUAUAAAGGUGGGUAUGGAGCUUUUGGGUCUCUAGGACAAGUAGUGUUGGUGAGCCACUAGCUAGCUGAUCAUCGAGAGCAUAAUUAGUUUAUUUGGUGGUGUUUUAUUAGUUAUUAGCAAGAUACUGUGGAAUAAUGGGAAGGCAGCCUUGCUGUGACAAACUUGGGGUUAAGAAAGGGCCAUGGACAGCCGAGGAGGAUAAGAAGCUCAUCAACUUCAUUCUCACAAAUGGCCAGUGUUGCUGGAGAGCCGUCCCCAAGCUCGCUGGGCUUCGCCGCUGUGGCAAGAGUUGCAGACUCCGUUGGACCAACUAUCUCCGUCCCGACUUGAAGAGAGGCCUCCUUACAGAAUCUGAAGAACAGUUGGUCAUUGAUCUCCAUGCUCGUCUCGGAAAUAGGUGGUCCAAGAUUGCAGCCAGAUUGCCAGGGAGGACUGAUAAUGAAAUCAAGAAUCACUGGAACACCCACAUAAAGAAAAAGCUGCUUAGAAUGGGAAUUGAUCCCGUCACGCAUGAACCCCUCCACAAAGAUCAAGAUGACUUGAUCAACAAGGAAACUAUUAUUUCAUCCCAUACUAAUCAAGCUAACAAUAACUUGCCUCAAUCUACAACUGAAAACUCAUCUUCAAACUCAUCACCAGCUGAGAAUUCAUCAUCAAGCUCAUCACCAAAUGAAAAUUCUUCUGGAGACGACCAAUCGACUUUAAUUGAUAGCAUUUGCAACGUUGACGAGUCGUUGAUGAACAGUCUUUGGGUGGAUGAAACUCCGCUAAUCGAUGCAUUGUGGAACAGUGAUCAAGUACCAGAUGGAGGAGAUUACAUCGAAAAUGGCAUGGGAGUGCAAUCUAAUUGGGAGGAGAAUUGCUCAUGGCUUUUGGACUGCCAAGACUUUGGCGUUCAUGAUUUCGGUAUGGAUUGCUUCAUCGAAACCGAAUUAAAUGCCCUCGACACAUUAGGGAUGGAGAAAAUUUAAGGCAGCUGUUAUUUGCACUCCCAGUUUACGCUAUGCAGUUUUUACGCGCUCGAUCACUAGGGAGUGCAGAAGCUAACAGAAGUACUGCAUAUAGUGAAGAAAGAUUAGUAGUAACCCAGAAAAGAAAAAAUUGAGGAAGUGUCAAAGCUUCAAAUGUGUACAUGUUACAAAGUACCAUGUCUGCUGCCUCACUUUUGUUAAGUUCAUUUCAUGGUGUUGAACUUUAUGUAAAUUACUUUGCAUGUAGAAUAGUCUUGGAAGGUUGAGGUU
Messenger RNA from Rosa chinensis, 1244 nucleotides. Its product is annotated as MYB-like transcription factor ODO1. The record is from RefSeq and is a predicted model, not a curated record. The coding region runs from base 138 to 974 and encodes 278 amino acids. The transcript has 2 exons. Lineage: Eukaryota; Viridiplantae; Streptophyta; Magnoliopsida; Rosales; Rosaceae.